Molecule: messenger RNA, 2199 nt
Organism: Lipotes vexillifer (Yangtze River dolphin)
Lineage: Eukaryota; Metazoa; Chordata; Mammalia; Artiodactyla; Lipotidae
Gene: IL17RC
Product: interleukin 17 receptor C
Exons: 17
Coding region: 130-2175 (681 amino acids)
Molecular function (GO): interleukin-17 receptor activity
Source: RefSeq, a predicted model, not a curated record
GGGGAGGGGUUCCGGCCCCUCCUACCCGCAGGCACGCAGCUGAGUGGGAGAAGAGGUGUGGUGUCAGCCCCCCUUCGGGGGUGGGGCAGGACAGGGCCUCAGGCCUGGGUGCUGCCUGGCACCUGGAAGAUGCCUGUGCCCUGGUUCUUUCUGUCCUUGGCACUGGGCCGAAACCCUGUGGUCCUCUCUCUAGAGAGGGUUGUGGGGCCUCAGGACACUGCCCGCUGCUCUCCGGGCCUUUCCUGCCACCUCUGGGAUGGUGACGUGCUCUGCCUGCCUGGGAGCCUUGUGUCUGCCCCAGGCCCCGUGCUGGUGCCCACACGCCUGCAGACAGAGCUGGUGCUAAGGUGCUACAAGGAUACCGACUGUGACCUCUGUGUGCGUGUGGACGUCCACUUGGCUGUGCAUGGGUACUGGGAAGAGCCUGAAGAUGAAGAGAAGUUUGGAAUUGCAGAGGACCCAGCGAUCGAGGAGCCUAGGAACGCCUCUCUCCAGGCCUACGUCGUGCUGUCCUUCCAGGCCUACCCUACUGCCCGCUGCGUCCUACUGGAGGUGCAAGUGCCUGCUGCCCUCGUGCAGCCUGGUCAGUCUGUGGGCUCUGUAGUAUUUGAGUGCUUCGAGGCUGCCCUGGGGGCUGAGGUGCGAAUCUGGUCCUACACUCAGCCCCGGUACCAGAAGGAACUCAAUCUCACACAGCAGCUGCCUGCCCUGCCCGGGCUCAACGUGUCUGCAGAUGGCAACGACGUGCACCUGGUGCUGGACGUCCCUGAGGAGCAGCGCUUUGGCCUCUCCCUGUACUGGAACCAGGUCCCGGGCCCUGCAAAACCCUGGUGGCACAGAAACCUGACUGGGCCGCAGACCAUUACCUUGAACCACACAGACCUGGUUCCCUGCCUCUGUAUUCAGGUGUGGCGUCUAGAGCCCGACUCUGUCAGGACCAGCAUCUGCCCCUUUAGGGACGACCCCCGUGCACACCGGAACCUUUGGCGUGCCGCCCGGCUGCAGCUGCUGCCCCCGCGGGCCUGGCGGCUGGAUGCGCCGUGCUCACUACCCGCCGAGGCCACACUGUGCUGGCAGGCACCGGAUGGGGGCCCCUGCCAGCCGCUGGUCCCACCGCUGCCCCGAGAGAAUGUCACUGUGAACGUGAGCACCUGGGAGAAGCAGGAGCUACAAGAGUGCUUGUGGGCUGACUCCCUGGGGCCCCUCAAGGAUGACAUGCUGCUCGUGGAGACACGAGGCCCCCAGGAAAACAGAUCACUCUGCGCCUUGGAACCCAGUGGCUGCACUCCACUGCUUAGCAGGGCGUCCACGAGGGCAGCUCGUCUUGGAGGGCCGUUACUACAAGAUGUGCAGUCAGGCCAGUGUCUUCAGCUGUGGGACGAUGACCUGGGAGCACUAUGGGCCUGCCCCAUGGAAAAGUACAUCCACCGGCGCUGGGCCCUGGUCUGGAUGGCCUGCUUACUCUUGGCCGCUGUGCUUUUUCUUCUCCUCCUCCUCAAAAAGAACCACGUGAAAGGGUGGCUGAGGCUCUUGAAGGAGGACGUCCGCGCGGGGGCGGCCGCCAGGAGCCGCGCGGCUCUGCUCCUCUACUCCGCCGACGACGCUGGCUUCGAGCGCCUGGUGGGCGCCCUGGCUUCGGCGCUGUUCCAGCUGCCGCUGCGCGUGGCCGUGGACCUGUGGAGCCGCCGCGAACUGAGUGCGCAGGGGCCCCUGGCCUGGUUCCAUGCGCAGCGGCGCCGGACCCUGCAGGAGGGCGGCGUGGUGGUCCUGCUCUUCUCGCCCGGGGCCGUGGCGCUGUGCCGCCAGUGGCUGCAGGACGCGACGUCGGCGCCCGGGGCUCACGGCCCGCACGACGCCUUCGCCGCCUCGCUCAGCUGCUUGCUGCCAGACUUCUUGCAGGGUCGGGCGCCCGGCCGCUACGUCGGGGCCUACUUCGACAGACUGCUGUCCCCGGACGCCGUGCCCGCCCUGUUCCGCAGCGUGCCGGUCUUCUCACUGCCCUCACAGCUGCCCGAGUUCCUGGGGACCCUGCAGGGGCCCGCAGCCCCCCACCCCUGGCGGCUCGCGGAGAGAGCGGAGCAGGUAUCCCGGGCCCUGCAGCCCGCCCUGGACAGCUGCUUCCGGGCCCCGGGGACGGGACGCGGGAUGGGGCCUGAGGCAGAGCACAGGACUUGAAUAAAGGCAGACGCUAUUUUUCUA